ACACCAACCAAACAAGACGUUCCAGCUCACACGCAUCACAUCAUCGAAAGGAACAACAAAAACGAAAAACGAUUGGAUUUACCUGACAGCUACCUUUCUUAGUCGGCACAGAGGACUCCAUCAUCAAUCUUUUCAUUUCACACAGUGGUUUACUUGUAUUGACACACCUUACGCAACAAGUUCGAUAAGGAAAGAAAGUUAUACUUGCAAUAGGCAUCAAAUAAAUUUGGUUCUGUCGUUCGUACUGCAAUAGUUGCGAUAAGUACUCGAAAGUGAAAAGAAAGUUACAGCUGGGAGCUCUGUUCUCGCAACAAUUUUAUAUCAACCUUGGAAAAAAUUAAGAUGUAUGGCAAAGGAAGUGACAACAUAGUUGGUUUGGCAAUGUUUAUGUUACUCUCCAACAAUCUGUCACGAAAGGCGGGGCCAAUUUGUGCCCGGGCCUUCUCGACAACAACUGCUGCCUUCACACACAGGAGCAGAAGCACUCGCAGCAAAAACAGUCACAACGAAAUGGCUUCCUUCAUCUUUCAGGAUUCCCGAAACAAGUGCUACUCGACAACAUCAAGUUUGUACUCUGGUGUGGUAGAUCAAGAUUUGGAUGCUGCUCUUGAUGAUUUGUUGGAAGGUACUUUCGAUAUGACGGAAGAUAUUGAUGGCGACCAAAUUGCGGCCGACUUGGUCUCCAGUGUAGACCUCGAAGAUGUGAGUCGUUUGUAAUCAUUUUCACGUGCGGUCAAAAUGAAGACAAUUUCUCUUCAAGUUGUGACGUCGUGUAGAUUCCGUAAUCAACAGAAUGUUUUGCACCGGUCGACGCAUUGACUUUCUACGAAACACCAACUCUUUUCAAAUCUCUCAACAAUCUUAUUUUUCGAUCUACUUUUGUUUUCUUGGUUGUUGAUUAACGAUAUAGGAGGGACCAAUCGACUACACUGACCCCAAAUUCUUGUCGACGAGCAAUCCUCGUUGGACCAAGGCAGGCUUGGAUCAACGAGUGAUUGAUGUCUUGAGUGGAAAAGGUAUUGUUCGAUUCACUCCUGUCCAGGGUGAGGCUUUCGAUCCCGUUGUAGCGGGACGUGAUGUGAUCGGGCGUUCUCGAACCGGUACGGGUAAGACUUUGGCCUUUGGACUUCCCUCUAUCACUCGUCUCGUAAAGUGGAUGGAAGAAAAGGGCAUCCGUGAUCCUGCAACAGGACGCAUGCAAAGGGGCCGCGGAGUUUCGAUGUUGGUAUUGUGCCCUACGAGAGAACUUGCCAGACAGGUUCAAGAAGAGUUGAGUGCCGUAUCAAAGCCAUUGGGUUUGUUUACUGACGUUUUCCACGGAGGUGUCUCAUACGACCCACAAAGCAGAGCACUACGCAAUGGAUUAGAUAUUUUGGUAGGAACUCCCGGGCGUAUUAUUGAUCACUUGGAUCGCGGAACUCUACGAUUGAAUGAGUGCGACUUGGUCGUUUUGGACGAAGCCGAUGAAAUGUUGUCCAUGGGAUUUGCGGAAGACGUCGAAACCAUUUUGGAUGGUUUGGGCGAAGACAAUGGAAAGAAACCCCAAUGCCUUCUAUUCUCGGCAACUACACCGCCAUGGGUGAAACAAAUUGGUCGUCAGUACCAGGAAGAUGUCAAAUCUAUUGACGCUACAGGUGAUGCCGGUGGUUUGCGAGUAGCCAGUACAGUCAGGCACACAGCAAUCCAGUGUCCUUGGGGUGUUGAAUCCAAGAAAGCGAUUCUGGAGGAUAUCAUUGCCAUUGAAAUUUCAAAAGACAUUAAAGACGUCGCGGAAGUUUUCGAGGACAGCGAUAGUGACGACGAUGAGCCAAUAAACGAAAUUGCAGCUGCUGCAAUCGCGAAGAAAAAUGCUGAGAACAGCGCGGUGCAGCAGAAGAUCUUUGGGAAGACCAUUGUGUUCACUGAAACUAAACGUGCAGCAGAUGAACUGGUUUCCGGUGGAAUCUUCAAGAGCUUGACAGCACAAGCUUUGCAUGGGGAUGUUGGUCAGAAACAACGUGAUGCUACCCUCGCUGCAUUCCGUGCAGGAGCUUUCAAUGUUUUGGUUGCCACUGAUGUUGCGGCACGAGGUAUCGACAUCAAAAACGUUGAUCUUGUCAUCCAGUUUGAUCCACCUCGUGAUGUUGACACCUACGUGCAUCGAUCCGGUCGUACUGGUCGUGCCCAGACAAACGGAGUUUCCGUGCUGAUGUUUUCACCUAAUCAGCAGUCAGAUAUUGUGCGAAUCGAGCGUGAUCUUGGCCACGGCUUUCAAUUUGAGUUGUCGGGACCACCUUCGACUACAUCGGUAUUGAAAGCGGCCGCCAAGACAUCUGCUGUUGCCUCGAUGGAGAUUCCAGAUGAAACCGCUGAGUAUUUCAAGGACUCUGCUGCAGCUCUUUUAAAACAUGGUGAUCCUGAGGAGGUUGUUGCGCGUUGUUUAGCCGCAAUUUCCAAACGAACCAGUAAGGCGGAAAGCCGCUCGCUACUUACAGGCGAAUCUGGGCUCGUGACUCUCGAAAUGAGUAAUAAUCGCGGAAGACCAGUUUCCGCUGGUGACGUGAUGUUCACUGUCGGAAAGUUAGCUCGUAUGAGUCAACGAGAAGGAGACGAUGUCAGCUUUGAAAGUGAUGUUGGAAAGAUUCAACCCAAUCACGAGCAAGGAAUUUGUAUUUUUGAUAUGGAUAUCGAAGAAGGAAAAAAAUUGGUCGAAUUCGCCAAGGGAGUAGAAGCGGGAGGAGCCGACAUCAGAAUCUUGGAAGAGCUUGAAGUCAAUCGUGGUCGCAACUUUGGUCAACGAUUAGGUCGUGGUGGCCGCGGCGGCAGAGGCGGCAGAGGUGGUAGAGGAUACCGAGGCAAUAAUGGUCGAGGAGGUAGAGGUGGUAGAGGAGGAUAUGAUCGUGGGGGUCGUGGUAACCGAAGCGGCUAUGGCGGUGGUGGUGGCCGCGGGUACAGACGCGAACAGCGUUAUUCCAGUCACGAUCAAAGGUAAGAACGAACACCGUGAACAUUUAAUAUUUAGUUGGUCAUGUUCCAGUAUUUUAGUUGUCUGACAAUACCGAGCAUCCUUUUCAACGUAGAGGAUCAAAUCGUUAUGACAGAAGAGGUAGAGGAGACCGUGGUGGAUACAACCGUGGUGGGGGCGGUGGAUAUGAUAACGAUGGAUGGUAAAUCCUUCCAACGUGACAUCAAAGAAUACGGUAAAUCAACGUGAUUUUGAGUGUUCAAGGCUUCCAUUUUGGGAUACUUUUUAGAAAUGUUCUGUCCUACUCGCAACUUGAUUCAUCCCAAACGAAUACGACAAAGAUUCGUGUCACGAAAGCCUGAAUUCAAUGAAUUUUGUCAACAGAUCAUUUGAGGAGUCUGAAAUCACCAUAUCACCAAAAUGAUCGUCACUGGAAUUAAGAAUGACGAUAACUACCGUACUUCUGACGAGACACGCCAUUACUUCGAAUUGAUACCGACAAAGUAAAGCAUUUUUUGCUUUUAUUUGGUAUUAGUCGUUUAUGGAUUCUUUCGUUACAAUAAUAGUAAAUAUCUUCAUCGCAAAUUGUUGAAGUCCAUUUCACUUUCAAUUGGCAGCACUUAGUGUUACAGCGAUAUAGCGCCCUUAUUGCUUCGAAAAAGAAAGUUCAUCAACUUAAUCAGGAUAGCUUGGGUGUCAGAAGGUUCCUGGAACAGAGCAUGCAGAAGAAAACGUGUCUUCAUCUCGUGUCACUAUUGUCAAAAUCAAAUGUCAGCAAGUUUUGACUGUUGUUCUCCCCUCACAUCUCUAGUAUAGUGUCCAAAUCAUUGAAGAUAUCGGAAAGCAACAAAGAGAGCGAGGCCGUGUUUUCCUGAUCAGGAUCCACAAUGCCAACUAUGUUCUUUGUUUUACGCUCCAGCUCUUGCAGGUGUUUCGUUUUUUUCACGGUGGUAUUCGUGUGUUUCUUCUUAGACUGCUGCCAAACUAACUGCUGCUGCAAUAUUAAUACAAGUUGUUCCCAGAGACAAUCCACGCCUAGAUUGCGUGAGAGAGGACAUGUGAGCGAAGAAGAGGAUAACGUUUGGACCGAAGGCCCACAUUCACGUAUGUGCAACGCUAUGAGAAGGAUCGAUGUGUCCCAAGCGCUCUGGGCCAAUCGAGUGCGCCGAUUUCCGGCCGAUCGGACUAACUGCACAACAAGCGGCACCAAUCUAGGAAUUGCGUUCAUCGUCGUCGGUUUUCGCGUCAGCGCCGACGAAGAUUCAUUGCCUCCCUCGACGACCCGGUAGAGCUGGGAAAAAUGUUCUCUGACGACCAACACCCCUUCGAAUGCCAUCCUUCGUUCCUCUUCUGUUUCGUAACACUGUAGGAUGGAUUCGAGUGGGGUUUUGUCAUCUUGGUUGGCUCCAUUCUGCUGCUGGUAAAUGACAUCGCAAUAAUCUGCAUCGAGAAGCUCCGAAAACCAUUUCUCGAGCACGGAAGUUGAUCCCUUGCUCCCGACGUCGAUUGUUUUCUUCUGUUCAUGCUGCUGCCGCCGUUGCUGUCGGUGUUGUUUUCGUUGAAGGAGAUAGAUCCAGGCACACCGACGAUGUUCCAAUGUCCAGGAUCGCAUGCCCAGCAUUUGCAACUGCUCAUCGCCGUUGUCAUUUCUCCCGCUACCGUCCUCACGUUUUCGAAAGUGUUGUCGCCUUAAAAACAGGCGUUCCAAAUCUUGCUGGAACUUCAAGAUUCCACCCUCGGCAUGGAUUGGAGCCUUUGUGGCAACGCUAGGAUCCUCGUUUUCUUCAUCAUUGGUUGACCCGGUAAAAGUCUGACAAAAAUUUCCUACGAAACCGUUAUUGUCGAUUUCGUUUUUCGAUGCCGAUGAAACCCGAACAUGAUCUUUCUUUGCAGCAUGCAGUAUUCCUCCCUCCCUGACCUCUUCGUGACCGGUUUUCCGGGUCGUAGAGACCUCCUUGAGAAACAAGGAGGAAGAAGACGAUGGUGUUUCUUUGUCGUCUUGCGUUCUGCCUGGUACAGAUAUGAGAGGCAACACUAAGCUUUCCGUCACCAGCGCUGGCGCGGAAAGUUCGGAUCUUUGCUCUUCCCGAGGGGCUGAAGUUAAGGUUCCAGUAACAUUUUGGUUGCAAGUGUCUGUUGUUUCUUCUGAAAGAAUACUAAUCAAAGGUUUCUUGCUCU
Molecule: messenger RNA, 5122 nt
Organism: Pseudo-nitzschia multistriata
Lineage: Eukaryota; Bacillariophyta; Bacillariophyceae; Bacillariales; Bacillariaceae
Source: the annotation of a GenBank genome assembly